UCCCAAAAUCUAGUAUUGAUAAUUUCACAAUGUAAGUCAUUCUAUUAUUUCCCACAUUCAUAUUGAUGUUCUAGAUUCAUUAACAUCAAUAGAAAUGUGGAAAAUGCUAGAACGACUUAUAUUAUGAAACGAAGGUAGUAGUAUAUUUUUAUACGAAUAUGUUUUCUCUUGCCCCUGUCAUGCAGCUGGCUCGCUACAAUAACAGAUGGUCUCACUCUCACCCCCUGGAGUUUGCACUUUGCAGCAAGUCUCGCAGAAAAUGUUGUGUGCCAACUUGAACUGCUCUAUAGAGCGCGGAAUGAGACUCAUCCGCCACCAUAUAUGUCCGGUUGUCCCCGUUUAAAUACGAGCGUUCUGCGGUUCUCAACUUGUACGUGACCGAAUCAAAGUUAACAACGAUCGUUUCGAGAGCGGCAAUCGAGACAUGGAGCCGCCGACCCAGGCACAAUUAGAAGCCGAGGUCGAGGGCAACUACUGCCGCUCAGGAGUGCCCGAAGGGAGACGCGCGUUCGCGAUGAAGCGGCACUUGUACACGUACGCCCACGCGAGCAACAUGAUCGUCCAGAACCGAUUCGGCGUGUGGUCGCAUCGAGACCAGGGGUACAUGGCGUACAUCAGGAGGACCCGCUACUUCAAGUUCGUCAAGAUCGGCUGGGGGCUCUCGAGGCUGAGGCGGGUGUGCCAGCAGCACGGCGUGUUCGCGUGGUACCAGUGCACGCCGCGGCGGGAGGAGUUGGAGGCCGCGGAGGCCGGCGUGCGGAGGCUUUUCAGCCGCCACACGCCUGCUUGGAUGAAGAAGCAGAAGCGGCUGCAGAGACGCGAGCGAGAGCGAGAUGAGCGGCGUCUCAACAAGCAGAAGCGGCCUCUCGCAUUGAAGCAGCAGCAGCUUAAGGCGCAGGCGCCCAUGACCCGUGCAGUACUACUGUUUGCUUAUGUAUAUGCAUGUGUAGUUAAACUUUGUUGUUAUUUAAGAAGAAUUAUUCGUGCGUAGCGUGUAGAUGUUGUUCUAUCUGGAUAAAAUGAAGACAAUGUGUGUUUCUUUCUUUGAAGACAAAAUGGAAGUGAUCUACAUCUUCGUUAUUCA
Molecule: messenger RNA, 1084 nt
Organism: Oryza sativa Japonica Group (Japanese rice)
Lineage: Eukaryota; Viridiplantae; Streptophyta; Magnoliopsida; Poales; Poaceae
Source: RefSeq, a predicted model, not a curated record